Molecule: messenger RNA, 3069 nt
Organism: Varroa destructor (honeybee mite)
Lineage: Eukaryota; Metazoa; Arthropoda; Arachnida; Mesostigmata; Varroidae
Product: protein lifeguard 1-like
Biological process (GO): negative regulation of apoptotic signaling pathway
Cellular component (GO): endoplasmic reticulum; membrane; Golgi apparatus
Source: RefSeq, a predicted model, not a curated record
UAUAUAUAAGGCUAACGAAUUGUAUUUUGUGCCGUACUUAGAAAAUUGUUUUUAAAAGAAAUUGUCAUGUCGAUAUUCUCGUAGUUUAUCGUAGAAUAUGACAUUAUCGUCGAUAUGACUCAAACUUUCAGCGUUCUAUACAUGAGACAAAUACUUAAGAUCCUCGAUCCAUUAAGAGUUCCAAUGGAAAGCUUUUUAAAUAUGUCUAUAGAUCCGCUCUUUGCUUUUCUCUUCGCUCCGUCAGUUUACACACAGCGAAAUAAAAGGGUUUUUUCAGCGCAUCGUCAAAGUUGCACAGCGCUGCCAAAAAGUCUCAUAUAUCAUAUUUUUAAAUAAAUCUUGUUCCUAAUGCUUUGAAUGUUGUGUUUUGUUGAUCAACUCGAAUUCCCACGCAUUGCUUGUGUCAUCAUUACGCUCGAGAUGGCACCCUUUACUUACGGCGAUAAUGAGUAGCUAGUGGACUAAAAUAAUGCAUUCAUGCAAAAACUGAUAGAGACAGAGUACAGUUCGAGACUGUGCACGAACCAGGAACCAGGCGGCCAUUCCAUUUGGAGGCCUUUCGGUUAGGGAGGCAGCUUGUGAGUUUAAAAUAAGCACAGCUCCAUUGCAAUCUUACAUAAAGGUGUGCAAAAAGCUACAGCUGCCGAUACAACGAACGAGCUUACCUCAACCCACGUCCAUCUACGUGUGUGACGCCUAUCUAAAGGCAACGUUAGCACCAGGAUCAUGCCAGAUUACUACAAUCUAAUAUAAUACAAUAAUACAAUGCAUAAAAAGGUGAAUUUCGUAUGAGUUUGCUAGGCAGCUGAACAUAAAUAAACCCGACAGUUACCAUCACAGACUAGGAUUGGAUAAUGGCUUCCUUGACACGGCGCGAUUAGUGUUCCUUGACGCAACCUGAUGAAACGUGUUUUGCACGCGUAGUGUGGUUCAAUAGACGAUGCAUCACCCCACACAGCAGCAGUACAAAACCGGGGGAUACCCACAACAACCGGACUACGGUCAACCCGCGUGUCCACCUCAAGGAGGCUAUCCACCUCCGCCAGGAUUCAUCCCACAACCAGGAUACCCUCCAGCACAGCCGGGUUUCGCGCCCCAGCCUCCCGGAUACGAACAAGCUCCACCAUACGGUGCGGAUAACGGUCUGGUUUGUUCUGGGUUCUCUUUAAAAGAGGUACGCUUGGCUUUUAUUCGUAAGAUCUACUGGAUUCUCUUUAUACAGUUGGCCGUGACCACAGGCUUCAUCGCCAUAUUCAUCUAUACUGAAAGCGUUAACACAUGGGUACUGCGAAAUCCUGGAGCUGCCAUUGGAGCCUAUGUCAGCUUUAUCGUUCUGUACUUCGUGCUGAUCUGCUGUGAACCUAUCCGGAGACAUUAUCCGACAAACUUGCUUGUACUCGGCUUGUUCACGUGCGCUCUUAGCUAUAUGGUUGGGGUUAUAUCCUGCACUUACAAGACUCAGUCAGUCCUUCUCGCCUUUGGUAUCUGCGCAGCCUGUUGCUUUGCGGUGACACUCUACUCAUUCAAUACGAAGUACGACUUCACUUCUUAUGCAGGCGUCCUAUUUGUAGCUGCCGUUGCCUUCAUGAUCUUCGGAUUCAUUAUGAUCUUUCUGAACGCACCGAUAAUGCAGACGGUGUACGCCGGUCUGGGCGCCCUUCUGUUCAUGGUGUUUCUCGUAGUCGAUACGCAGAUGAUUCUUGGAACCAAGCAACUGAAGAUUUCACCCGAAGAUUAUGUAUUCGCCACUAUCCAGCUUUACAUGGAUAUAGUCCAGAUCUUCCUCUUCCUCCUCCAACUCUUCGGAGAGAGAAAGUAGGAGACCACAAGUCAGUAGAAGAUCGACUCGAAAACAGCAGCGUCAAUCAACAAUGAACUAAUAACAAACUGCAUGUGAACAUCAUGAUGCACAUCGGGAACUUAUGCGAAGGCAGCCCCUCUGAACUCGCUCUUCGUAGUUGAUCGGUCCAUUUUUGUCACAUGGAUAACAGAUCUACUAGUAAUCAAACACACCAAUCACAUACACAUCAUAACUUAGCAGUUCAAUGUUGUAACCUAUUUAUACUGCGAUUAUAGUUGACUAUUAUUGUUGCUGUUAUUAUAUCUAUUAUAUAUUUUGUUAUUAUCUGAUUAAUAAUAUUCACUCAAACUCCCUUUUAUAUCUUAAUUAUGUUAGCCAAGUGGGUCUCAGUGAUAUUGUCAUCACGUUGGAACUUUGACGAGAUUAAAGUGUCGGCUUGAAAAAAAAAACAGCGAAAUAACAGAAAGUCCGUUUGGAAGGAUUCGUUACCAUUUUCUUGGCGUAUUUGGCCUGUUCUUUUUCUUCAAUGCUCUCUUUUUCCAUGCAUGUGAAAUUUUAUUGCCAGAAAUUUAAAGGGUAAGGAGCUUUCCCCAAAGUAAAACCCUUGCUCUAAUGGUUCUUAUCGAUUUUUUUAGGUUUUCUGUGGAUAAUCAUUUACAACUGAUCAAAUCAGCGAAGCCGACUUGAUAUUAUAACCCUGGACAAAACGAAUUUUAGUAUGAGUCUGUUUUUCGCUUGUUAGUUAAAACUAGGUAAUAAUAAUAAUGAGAUAGUCCCUAGCGUAGAAUAAUAUAGAAUCGGAGUAAUCGGGUAAAGGUUGGCUAAAAUGGGCAGGUGGCGAAGAGCUUCAUGAGGGAUAUGUGUGUAGUUCCACACGUCAAGUUGAACGAUAAUUAGAAUAACACGAGCAAAUGACAAGAGGUACGUGUGAGUAACCCGCUCCGGAUCAAAGCGCCUAUUGGUAAAAAAACAAAUUCAAUGUCGAUAAUUACUCGACAGGCAAACAAAGCACAGGAAAUGGUAUCACAACCGAUAACCGCUACUACUAAUUGAGGUUUACCGAUAUACCUUUAUACCAAGCUUCGAUAAAGCAAACAGCGAUGUGAAUAGAAGCAAAAGAGCUAUCAAUAUUGAUUAUAAAAGAUAAAAUUAUAUAUAUAAUGUAAAAGCUAUUGACGAGAGGCGACCGCAGGAAACCGUGGACAUGGCGGCGUAAUUAUACUGCAGACUCAAAAUUACUAUCAGUCACAAAUAUGGCUACUAACGAU